Rubroshorea leprosula is the source of this 605-nucleotide messenger RNA. Lineage: Eukaryota; Viridiplantae; Streptophyta; Magnoliopsida; Malvales; Dipterocarpaceae. The record is from the annotation of a GenBank genome assembly.
UAAAGUAUUAUUAGCAUAAAAUGUUUCUUCUGAUAUCCUGUCUAUGAUUGCAAAUAUACUGAAUCCAACAAGUCUCAUGUUAUUGUUUUGUUUAAUUAGUUCAAUUUCCACGCAACUAAAUUAGAUUUAAAGAACAACAAAUAUGUGGCAGCGUUUUAUUUCUGCUUUUUAUAUAUUUGUUUCCUGUAAAUGUUUGAAUGAGCGGAGGCGGAAAUGGAACCCUUCCAAGAUGAUUUUGAGAGAGAGAAGCACCAUGCUGAGGUCCUACGCAUGAACAUGAUUGACAUUGUGGAUCCUGCUCCUGUUGAAUCAGAGAUGAUAGCAGCUUUCAAGGCAUAUGAUCUAAUCGUUGCCGACCUGGGGAUUAUUCAUAAGUCAUGCAGAUCGUUUGGAGACCCAUGUCAGCUAACCACGUGGAUCAUUGGAGAGUAAAAGCUCCAGAAGGUCUGAGUACACAUACAAGUAACAACUCAUAUGAGUUCUGGUUAGAUGAAGAGAGUCCAAUACCAUGUUUGCUGUGGGCAACAUAAUGUGAGUUGUAUUUUGUUUAUGUUUCUGUCUUUACAUGAUCUUCUGAAAUUGCUUUAUAAAACAUGUUAUUUUAA